AUGGCCUCCUACUUAGGUAAUCAUCAGUUCGGUGUGGGGAUCCCUUGUAGGGGAGAAGUUAUCUUACAUUCGGAUAAUAGGUUAUUGGAGUUGAAAGGGGGACAUGAUAACAUGACCAUGCUUUUAGUUGAUUUCUCCAAUGCUUUUAAUCUUGUGGACAGGACCACUAUGGUCAGGGAAGUCCGAAGCCAAUGCCCCAGCAUUGCCAGGUGGGUAGAUUUUUGUUAUGCUAAGCCUGCCAGACUUUACUACAACGAAUUCACUUUAUAUUCGUCCUUGGAUGUUCCACAAGGGGACCCGUUAGGUCCCUUGUUGUCCGCCCUUACUUUACAUCCACUCGUAUGUAUGAUUUCUUUGCAGUGCCGGCUUGACUUGCACACGUGGUAUUUGGAUGAUGGCACGUUGGUAGGGGAUACAUUGGAAGUGUCGAAGGCCUUGAGCAUCAUUCAGUCAGAGGGUGGUAGUAGUGGGAUUCAUUUGAACAUCAAGAAGACCGAGAUUUUCUGGCUGGUGGUGGAUCCUAGGAGUUUAGAUGACAGUGUUUUCCCGUUGGACAUUGGUAGGCCUUUUAUAGGGGUCAAACUGUUGGGAGGAUCGGUCAGUUUCGAUCUCCAAUUUUGCAGUGAUCUAAUUUGGGCCAGGGUUGAUAAAACUGUCACCUUAAUGGAUGUUAUAAAGAAGCUGAAAUACCUUCAAAGCAAGCUCCUUUUUUUACGCAGUUGCAUCGGUGUCUCUAGGCUGUAUAUUUCCUUGAGGACCACCAAUCCCCUUGCUUUGGAGAGUGCUAAAAACCUUUAUGAUCAACAAUUGUUUCAAUUUUUGAGACAUAUUGUUACAGGUGAUGUUGCAGGCUUUGGUCAUCUACAGCAGCGCAUUGCCACCUUGCCGAUGAAAGAUGGCGGCCUUGGUGUUUACACUAUGGAGGACACCAACUAUUAUUGA
Papaver somniferum (opium poppy) is the source of this 942-nucleotide messenger RNA. RefSeq lists its product as uncharacterized. The coding region runs from base 1 to 942 and encodes 313 amino acids. The transcript has a single exon. The record is from RefSeq and is a predicted model, not a curated record. NCBI's taxonomy places the organism in Eukaryota, Viridiplantae, Streptophyta, Magnoliopsida, Ranunculales, Papaveraceae.